Messenger RNA from Dryobates pubescens (Downy woodpecker), 1516 nucleotides. It is a transcript of the gene JOSD1, whose product is annotated as Josephin domain containing 1. The coding region runs from base 3 to 845 and encodes 280 amino acids. The record is from RefSeq and is a predicted model, not a curated record. Gene Ontology annotation, molecular function: cysteine-type deubiquitinase activity. Gene Ontology annotation, biological process: protein deubiquitination. The transcript is spliced from 4 exons. NCBI's taxonomy places the organism in Eukaryota, Metazoa, Chordata, Aves, Piciformes, Picidae.
UUAUGGGGUAUGGGAGGAGGGAGGAAAAAUAUGUUGCAGAUCUUUAUGUGGUUUUUAAAACCAGCUGUCAGAGGCAAUUACUGAAUAAACUAAAGCACAAGAGUGGGGUUUGUGAGCUGGAAGCAACGCUAGCCUGCAAAAAUAAAGGGGCAGUGGGCUUCUGUUGUGACUGUGGAGGAAGAAACUUCAGCCUUCUGCAUUUCUCACCACCUACUCUCCAUCCACCCUACGCAAAAAUGAGUUGUGUGCCAUGGAAAGGUGACAAGACCAAAUCGGAAUCACCAGAGCCACCCCAGCAGCCGCCACUGCAUAUUUACCACGAGAAGCAGCGUAGGGAGCUGUGUGCCCUCCAUGCCCUCAACAAUGUCUUCCAGGACAGCAACGCCUUCACCAGGGAAACCCUGCAAGAGAUUUUUCAGAGGCUGUCUCCCAACACCAUGGUGACACCCCACAAGAAGAGCAUGCUGGGAAAUGGAAACUAUGAUGUGAACGUGAUCAUGGCAGCACUGCAGACCAAAGGCUAUGAGGCGGUUUGGUGGGACAAGCGCAGGGAUGUUAAUGUCAUUGCCCUGUCUAAUGUGAUGGGCUUCAUCAUGAAUCUGCCCUCCAGCCUUUGCUGGGGCCCUUUGAAGCUUCCCCUCAAGCGACAGCACUGGAUCUGUGUCCGGGAGGUGGGAGGCACCUACUACAACCUUGACUCCAAACUCAAGAUGCCUGAGUGGAUUGGAGGUGAAAGUGAGCUCAGGAAAUUUUUGAAACACCAGCUGAGAGGAAAGAACUGUGAACUCCUGCUGGUGGUGCCAGAGGAGGUGGAAGCACAUCAGAGCUGGAGAGCUGACGUGUGACCUGGACCAAUUCUGUCCUCCCACUACAGCUCUUCCCCUUUACUGAACUCCUGACAUCCUGAAACCUGAAUAAUGGGUGCCCCAGACUCUUCUCAUCUGGAAUUUCCUUUGUUAGGCUCUUCUCUUCCUUCCUUGGUGCAAUAGGGCAACUGCAUAGGACAUCGGUGGGGUGGGGGUAGGGGGAAGAAUUGAGGAUCAGAGUGGAGGAAACUGGAAGCCAAUCACUUUAAUUGCAAAGGUGGGUGAGCUGCUUGCCCUUUGGCUAGCCAGAAGGCAUUGCAGUCUUUAAAAGUGGGCUUUGGGGCUAGGGUGUCUGGAAGCCUCUAGCCUCCCUUUCCCCACAUGGCCCAAGGCCAUGUGUGGUAGGACACUGCUCCCUCCAGGCUUUGCUGGGGCAGAGCAGGAGCCGAGCACACUGCCGCCUCUUCAGAAGUCUCUCCCUCCAAAACAAGUUGUCAUGCAGACAUUUGCAAUUCCUAAAGGUCUCUCAGGACACUUGAAAACACUAGGAAUGGUACAGUGCUCAGCAUGACCCUCUGCUUCGUAUGGAUGGUUUGUGCCAGGACUUGGCAAACAAUAAUAAAACCAGUGUCAUCUUUCAAGAAGCUCCUUGGGGUAGCUACAGGACUCUUCCCCAGUGUCUCCAGGGAUUUUCAUACAUAGUGAGUGGU